AAGGUCCUGGUUGUAUCGAGGAGUAUGACACGUAGAGCCUCCAAGAACAGCUCGCAGAAGACGAGGUUCUGCGGGCAGGGGCUCAGAGCAGUCUGGGAAGUGUAGUCCAGUUGGCUUAGUAGUAGCUUCGUGGUGGGAGCCGAGGUCCCGGGGAAGGGGCUGAGCGGGCUGGAAGCGAGAUUGUGACUGUACCUUUUCACUCUGUAGCUGAAGCACAAGAAGUGUUUCUUUAAUGAAUGACAUCCAUUUAGGACCUAUUUUGACCCUGAGGAUAAUCCUGUGAAUUGCACUGGCUCUGGCCCUUAAUGUUGAUUUCAGUAUGCUGCGUCGAAAACCAACACGCCUGGAGCUAAAGCUUGAUGACAUUGAAGAGUUCGAGAGCAUUCGAAAGGACCUGGAGACCCGUAAGAAACAGAAGGAAGACGUGGAAGUCGUAGGAAGCAGCGAUGGAGAAGGAGCCAUUGGGCUCAGCAGUGACCCCAAGAGCCGGGAACAAAUGAUUAAUGAUCGAAUUGGUUAUAAACCCCAACCAAAGCCCAACAAUCGCUCAUCUCAAUUUGGAAGUUUUGAAUUUUAGGGAUGGAUUAUCUUGCAUGCCAGAUCCCUGGAACGGAGUAAAUUGAUGGCAGAAGUACAAACCGGAUUUAGAGAAUGAAUGCUUGCAGUCAAGCAGAAUAUUUUACCUCCUGUAGAGAGGAAUACUUCUGCAUGAGAUUACUGAUGCUUAACUUUCUCUCUAAGCUGGAAUCCAAACUCUGGUUUGUCUCUGGAAAAUUUGAGUGUAUAAAACUUAUCUGAUUUUUGUUUUUUAAAAUAAAUAUAUUUUUGGAAAAA
Messenger RNA from Cynocephalus volans (Philippine flying lemur), 834 nucleotides. It is a transcript of the gene CDC26, whose product is annotated as cell division cycle 26. The record is from RefSeq and is a predicted model, not a curated record. The coding region runs from base 320 to 577 and encodes 85 amino acids. Gene Ontology annotation, biological process: anaphase-promoting complex-dependent catabolic process; protein K11-linked ubiquitination; regulation of mitotic cell cycle. NCBI's taxonomy places the organism in Eukaryota, Metazoa, Chordata, Mammalia, Dermoptera, Cynocephalidae. Gene Ontology annotation, cellular component: anaphase-promoting complex. The transcript is spliced from 4 exons.